Messenger RNA from Didymodactylos carnosus, 566 nucleotides. NCBI's taxonomy places the organism in Eukaryota, Metazoa, Rotifera, Eurotatoria, Philodinida, Philodinidae. The record is from the annotation of a GenBank genome assembly.
AAAGGUCUAAAGUUUUUGAUAACGUUUGAGUAUUGUGCAAAUAGACGAAGAUUAUGAGUGAAGAUGAUGACUUCGGUUAGUUUGAGUCACAUAAUAUUUGUCGCGGAUAGGGAGGGGUUAUAAUUUUUCUUGCGUCUCUAACUCUUGCGUAGCAACUCAGUUGAUUUAAUCAGGUUUUACUUAAAGUGUAAACAAGUGCAGCAUUAUAGUUUACACUAUAAAACUAAUGGAUAAAGCAUUUUGCAUUAUGGAACUUUUUAUGAAAUAAAAGGGUAAGAUUCCAACCGCUAAGGAAAUGCCUAAUAGAAAUACGAAGUUGUAAAAAUUUCCAUACACUGAAUACAAAAUAGUAUUUACUUCUCGUAAUAAUAAUAGUUAAUCAAGGUGUUAGAAUGAAUGCAGCUGAAGCUCUUGAGAACACGGGUGAAGUGCUCGGCGGUAAUGCAGGUUUAUUUGACAUGAUUAGCGCGUUGUUGAUUGAAUUUCGCCAUGAGGGCGUGUUGGUCAGAAUGCAUGCAGGCGAAGCUCUUCGAAAGAUUGGUGGAAAUGCAGUUGUUGAUCAAUAG